Westerdykella ornata is the source of this 1509-nucleotide messenger RNA. RefSeq lists its product as uncharacterized. Bases 1 to 1509 code for a protein of 502 amino acids. Gene Ontology annotation, molecular function: RNA binding. The transcript is spliced from 4 exons. The record is from RefSeq and is a predicted model, not a curated record. NCBI's taxonomy places the organism in Eukaryota, Fungi, Ascomycota, Dothideomycetes, Pleosporales, Sporormiaceae.
AUGGCCGACUCUCAGACCUCUUCGGCGGCCAUGGCCCCUCCACCCGCCUCCAGCGGACCGCCUGGGUAUGAUAACAGCCAGGGCAAUCAGCAACAGCAUAUGCCUCCCCCGCCGCUGGCCCCCGUCAUCAUACCCCAGAACACGAACCCUAUCCCCACCGCCAUCAGUUCCCCCAUGUCCGGCGGGGUCAUGUCUCCUACCAGCGGCGCCACUGGAUAUGCCCCGCGCAGAGCCGCUCCGGAACCGAACAAGAGGGCGUUGUAUGUGGGAGGAUUGGAUCCACGCGUUACAGAGGAUGUUCUGCGCCAAAUUUUCGAGACUACUGGGCAUGUGCAAAACGUGAAGAUUAUUCCGGACAAAAAUUGUCAGUUCCAGGCCAAGGGAUAUAAUUAUGGCUUCGUAGAGUACGAUGACCCAGCGGCUGCUGAACGCGCCAUGCAGACAUUGAACGGCCGCCGAGUCCAUCAAUCGGAAAUUCGAGUGAACUGGGCCUAUCAGUCCAACAACACGGCCAAGGAAGACACCUCGAGCCAUUUCCAUAUCUUCGUGGGAGAUUUGUCUAACGAAGUCAAUGACGAAGUACUUCUUCAAGCUUUUAGCGCUUUCGGGCCUGUUUCCGAAGCGCGCGUCAUGUGGGAUAUGAAGACUGGGCGGUCCCGUGGUUAUGGAUUCGUCGCCUUCCGUGAGCGCGCCGAUGCCGAACGCGCUCUCAGCUCCAUGGAUGGCGAAUGGCUUGGGUCUAGGGCCAUCCGGUGCAACUGGGCCAACCAGAAGGGCCAACCAUCCUUUUCCCAGCAGCAGGCCAUGGCCUCCAUGGGCAUGACUCCCACCACUCCGUUCGGACAUCAUCAUUUCCCCACUCAGGGCGUCCAGAGCUACGAUAUGGUUGUCCAGCAGACUCCACAGUGGCAGACCACCUGCUACGUAGGCAACUUGACCCCGUAUACGUCGCAGGCCGAUUUGGUCCCCCUGUUCCAGAACUUUGGCUAUGUUACCGAGACACGGUUCCAGUCCGAUCGUGGGUUUGCCUUCAUCAAGAUGGAUACCCACGAGAAUGCGGCCAUGGCCAUCUGCCAGCUCAACGGCUACAAUGUCAAUGGCCGGCCCCUCAAGUGCAGCUGGGGUAAGGAUCGUCCCCCAACCGGUCAAUUCGAAGGUUAUUCGCCUGCCGGAGCUCCCAACUCUGCCUACCCCCAAACACCUAGCCAGUACUUCCCGCAAUACGGCGGUCCAGGUGGCCCUAUGUCACCCCAAGGUGAGCGGCACCGGAGGAAGCUUCGCUACAGGAGCAACCAGGCUAAUGCGCGGCCAGGCCCGAGCCCCGGUGGUCAACCUUUCGGGCAGAACCAGGCUGGCUUUGGCGGGCCUGGACUGGCCCAACCCUACCAGCAGAUGCCUGGUAGCGCUGGCGGGUAUGGUCGCGGUGCUCAGCCCCAGCAGCAGUGGGGCCAGCCCAGCCAGGCCGCCUUCAACCAGAGUGGCUUUGGCGUCGGAGGUUAUCAGGGUUAG